Molecule: messenger RNA, 1089 nt
Organism: Aspergillus chevalieri
Lineage: Eukaryota; Fungi; Ascomycota; Eurotiomycetes; Eurotiales; Aspergillaceae
Exons: 4
Coding region: 1-1089 (362 amino acids)
Source: RefSeq, a predicted model, not a curated record
AUGAACCCUCUCGUCCGCCUCGAUGACUGCCUCUGGUCGUCUCUGCACUUCGUCAUCCUCAAUAUCCCUCCCUCCCGUCUCCCGCUGUUUCCCUGUCUAGCGGGUUUGGUCUGGCUCGCGACGCUAUCGGGCUUACUCCUAUCAUGGAUCACGCAUGGAAUGCCUCGCUAUCCGGGGCAGAUGUAUCCGAUUGCGUUCAUUUCAGAUAUUGCUUCUUUCGAAUUGAAACCGUUGUUCCUCGUCGGGUCGACGAUAACCGCCGUGUGCUUCGUGAUCACCGUCGCUGCGGUGCAUGUCAUGCGUUAUGAGCCUGGAUUUGCGCUGUUGAAGGCUGCGGGACAUCCGAGGAUUCAUCGCCAGCCUGAAUAUAACCGUGCGCAUAGCACCGACGAUAUGAACGACAAUUCAUACGGAACCACUAAUGACAGCAACUCCAAUAAUACCAGUGAUAAUGACAAUAAUGACAACGACAAUGGCAACGGCCACGAGCAUUCAAACUCAAACGAGGUGGACGACGACGACGAAGAAGACACAAAUAUCACAAAAACCCUCCGCUUUAUCUCGCUCCUCUCCGUCUUCGCAGCGUCCACAGCCAGCAUCGCCCUUAUAUUGCUCAGCAUCAUGGAUACCUUCCGCUACCACUCCGUGCAUUACUUCUUCCUGCAAAUGUGCUUUUCAGGCCUGGCGCUGCAGGCUGCGGGGACGGCGGUUGUGUAUGCAAAUGAGGUAGUCGGGUUUGUGUCGUUUUUGUGUAAUCGGGGACAGUGGAUUCAUGAUUGGGGAAAGAGGAGCAUUACUGUGAGGGUUUUUGCGUCACUAUCAACUGCAGUAAUCCUGGUAGAGGUCUUCCUUUGCAUGACUUUCAUUUUUAUUACGGCACCGGAGCGAGUCAAUGCGUAUCGCAAGGCUGCGAUCUUGGAAUGGGUUAUUGCGUUUCUGGGGACUAUUUAUUUAUGGUUAUUUGGGGGGUUCUUCUUGGAUAGAAACUUAUCACCGGAGAACUUGCCCAAACCAUUCCGAAGGGAAAUGCACGAGCCGGAUCCAGAACACACACCAUUAAUUGGGAAUACUUCUCAGGGAGAGACAUAG